AGACAGCGAGAGAAUAAAGAUUCAGAGUAGAAUAUGGCAUCAUCGGUGUUUGUGUAGCGGCAACUCACAUCAGAAGCAUUUAUUCAGACGAAAAGUAUGGUCGCACAAUAAAGGAUCGGAGGCGAGCAAAGAAGCAAAGAAAAAGGCGACGAGAAAAGACGGAACACCUUGAUUGUCGACAAUAACGACAUCAAACGAGCGAACUUGGUUUUCCGGGUUUGUCGUGCGAUUUUCAGUUUUAGGAAGUAAUUUUCUGCAAAAGUGCAUAAACAAUUGAAUAGAAAAAAAAAGGGAACACGAAGUGCUUGAUUUGCUGCUCAGCUUUUAAUUGAGUUGUGUGGGCGUGUGUUUACGUUUUAUGUGCUACAACAACCACAACUAUACGACUGAAUAUAGUUGUGCCUGAAGGAACUGUGUGUUGAUUAAGUUGAUUUUUUCCCCGGCUGCUCGAAAGUUUCCUUUUUUUUCAGCCCUCAAGGGCUGCUUUAUCGUUGCAUUCCAGUCAAGAUGCCAUUCCAUUCAAUACAAUGAAUGAAUAACAGGAAACUAUUUAGCGAUUGAAUUUUUGGCUAUUUGCCAUUACGACUGGGAAAAAAAAGCAUCCGGCAACAAAGUGUGGCUACAAAGUUCGAUUUCUGUGACUAAGUGGUGAAAAAGGUGGUUUGAAAUUGUCUGUACUUAAUUGCAAUCAGUAAUAAAUAUCGAUACAACAAGCCGAAGUGCGUGAACAAGUGAUGGUAUGAUUAGGAAGUUGAUGAAGUUUAAGAUAAGUGAGAAGCCACCAAAUAAAUACUCAUUCAAAUUCAUUAAAAUUGAUUGAAACGAUUUCAAUUAUAAGAAUUUGCGUCUACUCUGUACAACACACGGUGUGUCUGUGCGGUCGCAUUCUCUCCUCGCGAUAUUAUGCCGCUGAUGAUGAUGACACGAUGAUGAGUGCACAUGACCGACUUCUACAGCCACUAAUCGACUGAAAUGUGUUUGCAUUAACGAUUUAGGCAACUCAACUCUGAUUAACAUUACUGCCUCGUACUCUCUCUCUCUCUCUACCGCCAAUUACACACAUGAUUCAAGCGGCGCGCAAAAUAAAGUUCACAGACAAAUGCAAAAACAAAAAAUAAAAUAGGAAAAAAAAAUACAGCAACAACCAGAGCCCGUACUCAAAACCAAUUGAAACAAAUGAUUCUGCUCCAGCAGAUGUGUUUUAGUUAUGAUCAAUGUUAAGUGAGGUUUUCAAAAGAGAGCAUUAAAUGAAAAAACAAAUCCAACAACAACAAAACACGUCGACGUAUAUAUACGUUUUACAUUACAUUAAUACCGUGGUUAAAACGCGUUCACGGGGCAUAUUUUAAAAUGCCACCAAUAUCAAUAAUGAAAACACACAUAAACCGAGGGCUUUUGUAUAAAAGUUUAUUUCUAAGUGAAUGGUUUUAGUGCUGUGAAGUGUGCUUCUGUGCGAUGGUGCGAUGGCCACUGAUUAACUAUAAUCAGCAAAUUGUGAAAAAUUAGGGGAAAUAAAUACAUACGAUGAACUAACUUCCGUCGUUGUCACGAGAGUGAAGCGAGAGAGAGGAAAAAAGAACGAAUUAAUAUUACGAGCAUUGGAAAAAGUUAUUGAACAGCGCCAGUUGCCUGUGUUGUCCCGUGUUCAAAUGGCGAUUGUGUGAGAUUCAAUUCACUUCAGAGUCAGUUGCUUGGGUACAGCCCAAGCCGUAUAAUAUGAAAAGCGCAACCAGAGCCACUUCAUAAAUUCGAUGCUCAUAAAAUUUUUUUAUCGUUGUACCACGCGAAUUGAAUCUCGAUAAUCAGUUCAGUGCGCGCAACAGCCGCCGAAUACUAAUAAAUGUGAUUUAAUGCGAAGAAAUUUUGUGUGAUUUUAAAUAAACAUUUUCUUAACGACGAGAUUUGUUUGUGUGUUGCCGUCCGGUCUUUCGCCCUGUUUUCCUUUUUGCUUUUCACUGGGGGCACGCAUCGACCAAAUUAUCGUAUUCGGUCCAGAUGAGAUUCUAAAAUCGAUGAAAUUCACCCAAAAAAGUACUUUCUAAUCAUAAACUCGAAUGCGAAACGAGUGAGUGAGUGUGUUGAAUUCGAAACCAAGUGUCCUUUUUGCUGUGCGAAUCGGUCAAAUAAAAAAUUAAUCGAGCGAAACGGCAAGCAGUUUGCUGUACGUGUGUGUACGCGCGAGGUCGAAGUUGAAAUUUAUCGAAAUUUUUCCCUUAGAAUUUGUUUGUGUGCUUCACCUGACUUAUUUAAAGAAAACCAAGAUGGAUAGUUCACCAGAUUUAUCAUUGAAACUGAGACGAGGGUCAAACGAUUCCAGGGACUCAUUUUAUAUGGAAUUUAAACAGGGCAUUGAUUCCGAUAUCGAAGAAGUAGCAACAGUUGCGACAGCACCGGAUAAUAUUGAUAUUGCAAGUGAUUCGAGUGAAUCACAAGCGGUUGCCGUGUUACCACCCGAGCCGGUUGUUCAAGACGUUGAAAGCGAUGAAAAAAUCGAGCAGUUGAAAUUAGUAAUUGAUGAACCAUUGCCUCCCGCACCACCAUCGCCGCCACCAUCUCCACCACCACCACCGGUGUUAGAAUCUAUUCCAACUAUUCCCACGGGCGCUUUGGAUACGUCUACAAUAACCAAUUUAACGGAUGCGAGCACGACCGAUGAAGAGGACAUUUCACAGAUAACACCAUUGCCGAUGCCCAUUUUGCCAGCACUGAAAACCGAUCUGCUUCAAAUGAUGCCGCCAAACAUACCAUUGGUCGACGAUGAAGAAGGCGCUUUAAUGGAAAUUCAGCCACCUCCAAUCAAAAUGCCACCAUCACCUACUCUAUCCAAUACUGCUGUUGUUUCGCCGGAAACGUUGUCACACCAUUCGUCACCAGCGAAAACUUCACGGAUUUGCUACCAACAACCACCGCCACAUAAUCUACAGCAUCAAGUGAUUGACGAGACCAUUGGUUCAAGAAUGCCUCUGUCGAUUUCGACGCAUCACCAAUUAGCUUCCGUUGCCGUCGGAACACCAGCCGAUCAUCCACACUCUUCAAUCAGUGGCAUUUCAGGCAUUCACAGUGAUUAUGGUUUGGAUCGUCAGCAAAGGUGCCAAAAUUCAACAACAACACAAACAUCACCAACUACUGGCCAUCAUCUAGCAUUGUUAUAUCAUUCGUCACAUCAUCACCAUCAUCAUCAUUCAGUGCAUCCUCAAUUACCGCCUGUACGUCGACCUUCACGACUGCCACCUGUCGUUUACACACGACCACCAGAAAUCAAAGCAUAUCAAAUGUUUGCAACGACAUUGUCAGCGCUGUACGGGAAAUUGUUGGUUGUAAUGGGAAUUGCAUUUCCAAUGGCAGAAGUUAUUUCUUCCUAUAUUCCACCGUCAUUUUAUGAGGUCUUUUACUUGUAUUUAUACGUAGGCAGUAUGUUAUUUUUAUUCUUCAUGUAUGCAACCAUCAUUUGGGGACGACCAAAAGUGGUUAAACUGAAAAAAGAGGUAAGACGUGACACAGAAAGUGUUUCCAGUGAAUUGCAUAGUUCUGAUGAGUCGGGCACGGAAAGUGGAUCAUCACGUCACAGAAAACCAAAGCGUAAUGUGAUUAUUUCGCCAAGACGACCUUCUGUGCUUGCUGCAAUCGGACGCCAUCAUUUCGGAAGUUUCUAUUUGCGUAUGGGGGCGGUUGCCUUCGGAAUAGGUUCAAUGAUAUAUUCAGGCUUGGAGUUUGGCCAGUAUUUUGAACUUGAACGUGACACCAAAUGUCACAAUGUUUUACUGGCAUUGACACCAGCCACUCGAAUGGCAUUCAUUUUCAUUCAAAUGUAUUUCAUCUUUUUAAACAACGAGCAAAUGAAAGUUUAUCGACAUAAAAUUAUCGCACGAUUCGGAUUAAUGCACAUGAUUGGCACGAAUUUAUCCGUUUGGCUCAGCGUUUUAAUUCAAGAAACGAAACACGAAAUAUUAACCUUUUACGAUCCCGAAAAUCGAACGCUACGUAUUUCACAUCGAUUAGGCAACAAAUUGGGUCAGCAUAUUGGCCAGCAGAUGGGUCAUUCAUUGGAUCAUCAUUCCUUGCAUGACGUGACAACUGCUCAUCUUCGUGUUUCACGUGGUUUGAAAGGGCCGCAUCACAUCUUUGAAUGUCGUCGUACGAAUAUUAUCGGAACAUUGGUUCAAGAUGCGUCACCGUUUCUGUUCCCGUGCACGAUUGAAUACUCAUUGAUUUGUGCUGCUAUUCUGUAUGUGAUGUGGCGUGGAAUCUGUCGACCACAGCCAGAACCAGGCGUUCGACCUAUCGAAGGCCUUUCACCGUGCAAACGUUCGCCACAUCAUUAUUCAGUCGAUUGCGCCAGAGCUCAUAAGGGCCUUUUCAUCGGCAUUUUGAUCCUAGUUUUGACAAUUAUUUCAUUAAUUUUAUUCUUCGUUCUGAUUUCGCGACCGGAAUUUGUUCAAGUAGCAGUGACUGAAGUGACCAUUUGCGAAUUGACACUUUAUGGAACGGCAAUUUUCGCAACGUUAAUCGGCAUGUUUCAAAUACGGCAUUUGCAAUACGACUCUCUGAGACACUUCACUUUGGAUGACAUUCUCUUAGUUGGAGGACAAACGGGUCUUUUCUUAUACAGCAUGUUUUCAGUCAUUGGUAGUUAUUUUACGAUGCGAAAACAGGAUACACAUCUCGUACUUAUCACAUCACUAGCAUCGAUCGUUCAAACGGCUUGCCAAACGAUGUUCAUUUUGGAUGCGAGCCGACGAAAUGCAGCGACCGCUGAGCAUAUGCGCAAGAAGCCUGGCCGUGAGAUUGUGACAUUUCUACUUGUGGCGAAUCUUGCAAUGUGGGCGAUUAGCACGUUGGAAAAAUCACGAGCAGAAAGUCAUCCGAUUCAGUUGAAUUUCUAUGGUCUUUGGGCUUGGACCAUAAUCACCCAUGUGUCAAUGCCAUUGGCGAUUUUCUACCGAUUCCACAGCACAGUUUGCCUGUGCGAAAUAUGGAAGCGAGCGUACAAAAUGAAACCAACAUACAUGUAAAGUGGGAUGUCACAUUGCUAUGUUGUGUCACCACCACCAGCACGAAUCAACAACGAGAAUUUUGUAUAAUUUUAUUUAAAGAGCGCGUGAUUCGAGAGCGAGAAAGUAUUCAAUGAUACGAAAUGUAAUGUGUUCGAAAAAUGUUAAGCGCGAUUUUCGAUUAAGUUUAAAUUGUUGCCAAAUUUUUUCCGUUUCACAUAAUAUGUUUAUAUGAUUGAGUUAUCGCAAAUUACUGUUAAGUGUUGAAAACCAAAGAACGUGUCUCUUAGCUGUGUCAUUUGAUUUGCUUUAUUAUUCUUUCAUCGAAUGACAUUGGAUUUUUGAGCAAUUUUUAAGGAGAGAAUAAUGGAUCAUACAGACAGCCCAUAUUAGCCAUUUAAAUUUAUGCAUGAAUAAACAACCUAGUAACCUAUACUCAGAAUAUCAAAGUGAUUUUUUGAAGAAAAAAAAAAAUAAAACAAUAUCGAACCUCUUUAUCAAUAUACCAUCAUCAUUCUCAAUCUAUCUAUAUUCAUCGGAACUUUUUAUCUCGUGAAAGAAUUUUACUAAAACCAUAUAUUGCUCAAUAUACUAACGGAUCAAGAAGAAAAUGAACUCUUGGGAACAAAUUACAAAUCUCAAACUUAUAUUUAUUGAUAUUUAUUGGAGUGUAACGUGCAGCGUAGGCCAUAGGGAUUUCGAAGGAUUUUUUUUUUCGUUGUAAAAGUCGACUUUUGACUCGAACUGACAUUGGCACAAAACCACCGAAAUACAAUAACUCAUUUUAUAGAGGCCAAUAUAGGAAGACUACACAUUUCGAAAUACAAUCAUAGACAUUUUUCUGAAAAAAAAAAAAAAACUAUUAACCAAUAAGACGCUUCUUUCAAAAUUUCGUGUAUUAGCUACAUUAAUAACAUUUUCUAAUGAAACACAUUUUUAAUCAAAUUCAGAACAUUUUAUUUGACGAAAAAUGCUCAAAAUGAGAAAAAAAAAUUGAACUUUUCCAAUGAAAUGAAUGAUUUUUUUCAUACUUUGAAAAAAUAAGUUAAGAAUAAAAAUAUGAAUACCAAAAAAAUUGACACAAAUGUUCAUACCAAAGUUUUUUUUUACCCAAAGCAUCUACCAAGAAAAAAACCAAUCGAAAAAAUCUUGAUUCAGCCAAAAUUUUAUACUCAAAAGUCAUAGAUAUUAUUGAUGAUAAGAAAUUUUUAUGUAUUUUAUGUGCAAAUUAUUUUAAGGCAUUUUUGUAAAGAACAGACAGAAAAAGGUUGUAACAAAGCUUGUUCAAUCACCGUCAAAACCCUUUCUCCAAUCGACAAGAAAGUCGGAUGAGUUGACGAAAGAAAAGAAGAAUCAUUUUACAAGAAAAUCUCCGUUGAACAUCAAUCGGAUGUAAAGAAAAUCGAUGUUCACUGUUCACCCAAAUUCCAAAACAUAAAUCGUUCAUUUGAAAAAAAAAAAAAUGUGGCUUCAGGUUAUUUUCGAAGCUGAUUUGCCAAACAACACUCGCAAUUCAUUAAAAUAGCAUUAUUUUAAGCAAAUGA
This is a messenger RNA of Sitodiplosis mosellana (orange wheat blossom midge), 6535 nucleotides long. It is a transcript of the gene OtopLc, whose product is annotated as proton channel OtopLc. The transcript is spliced from 12 exons. Bases 2262 to 5012 code for a protein of 916 amino acids. Gene Ontology annotation, cellular component: membrane. Gene Ontology annotation, molecular function: proton channel activity. Lineage: Eukaryota; Metazoa; Arthropoda; Insecta; Diptera; Cecidomyiidae. Gene Ontology annotation, biological process: proton transmembrane transport. The record is from RefSeq and is a predicted model, not a curated record.